Molecule: messenger RNA, 5034 nt
Organism: Rhineura floridana
Lineage: Eukaryota; Metazoa; Chordata; Lepidosauria; Squamata; Rhineuridae
Gene: CAPNS2
Product: calpain small subunit 2
Exons: 1
Coding region: 72-965 (297 amino acids)
Molecular function (GO): calcium ion binding
Source: RefSeq, a predicted model, not a curated record
ACCCAACUGUGCUCUCCUCAUAUGCCCUUGGAGCUUUUUGGAAAGUGCUUGAGUCUCUCCGGAUCUUCAUCAUGUUCCUUGUUCAGGCUUUGUUGGAUACAGCUACCAGUGGUGGUAGUGGCGGCGGUGCUGGGGGAGCCCUCAUGAAAAGCCUUGGAGGUGGCGGUGGCAGUGCUGCGGGAGCCUUCAUGAAAAGCCUUGGAGGUGGUGGCGGUGCUGGGGGAGCCCUGAUGAAAAGUCUCGGAGGUGGCGGUGGUGCUGGGGGAGCCUUGGCGAGAGGCCUUGGAGGGCUCUUAGCAGGAGGCGGCGGUGGAAGUAAAGCAGGGAAUGUGGUUGGAAUCGUCGGAGGGCUGGUUAACAUCAUCAGCGAGGCGGCAGCUCAGUAUACCCCCGAGCCACCGCCAGUCCCCCGUAGCCAUUUUGCCAAUGUGGAGGCCAAUGAGAGUGAAGAACUCCGCCAAUUCCGCCGGCUCUUUGCCCAGCUGGCUGGCGAUGACAUGGAAGUGUGCCCCACCGAGCUGAUGAACAUCCUCAACAAGGUGAUGGCCAGGCACCAGGACCUGAAUGUGGAGGGCUUCAGCCUGGACACGUGUCGGAGCAUGGUGUCCGUCAUGGACAGCAACACCACGGGCAAGCUGGACUUCUACCAGUUCAAAUACCUGUGGAACAACAUCAAGAAAUGGCAGUGUGUCUUCAAGCAGCACAGGGGCCCGUCAGGGGCCAUCGAGAUGACUCAGCUGCCUGACGCUUUCAAGGCUGCCGGCUUCCACCUGCAUGAACAGCUCUACGCGCUGAUCAUACGCCGAUACGCCGACGAGGACGGCAGCAUGGAUUUUAACAACUUCCUCAGCUGCCUGGUGCGCCUUGAUGGGAUGUUCCGAGCCUUCAAAUCCCUGGACAGAGAUGGUGAUGGGAAAGUCCAAAUGGGCAUCCAAGAGUGGUUGCAGUUGACCAUGUACUCUUAAAGCCAAGCAAUGUGGCGAGGGAGGAGAAUCUGGUGCUCCUUCCAGCUUCAGACUGCAAGCGUUACUUUUUUAGUUAAAUAGCCAGGUCCUCUUCCUUUAUGGAAAUGAGGACAACUCUCUCACGCCAUCAGUACAUUUUAGAUUUUUCGGGAUAGGCAAGGUAGGGGAAUGUGUAAAAUUAUUUCUGGCAUUACUCAAGGUGUUCACUUUAGUUUUCUUGUCUAUGAUAUGUACUUCUUCUUUUGCUGAAAGUGCUUUUUUUUUGGAAGAAUGAGGGAGGCCACUGUGUAUUUUGCUAACAUGUUUAUCACUUGAGGAAUAUGUAUAUACAUUUUUUGCAUACAUAAGCUGUACACGUGCCUAGGAUCAAGAAUGUGUGGUUAAAAAGUGUCUAAAGCAGGGUUGGGGGUGGAAUGUUGCUCACACAGAUUGCAAUACCAUGUGGAAUGGAGUGGGGUGUCUCUUAUUCCUUUAUGACUAAUCUGUAAUUGCAGUUAGAUUGCAGCAAAAUGCAUUGUUGUAUAGUGCAGGGAAGUCCCCCCCUCUUAACCCAAAUCUUUCCCCUCCUUAUACUGCACACUGCUGGGGCUUGAGUAGACCAAUUUCCUUUCCUGCCCCACCUCCCAUUUUCCCUUCUGCCCACCCCCCCACCCCACCCCCACCCCCAUACUUGGAAAGCAGUCUGUUGGCCAGUGCCAGUUCAAAAGCAUUCUGUCAAUCUAACUGCUAUCGAUUCUAGUUUAUUCUUUGUCCACAAGCUACUGCUUUUACUGAUCCAUUUUUUGCCCCUUAGAAAAAAUAUUAACAACAUAAGAACAUAAGAAGAGCCUGCUGGAUCAGGUCAGUGGCCCAUCUAGUCCAGCAUCCUGUUCUCACAGUGGCCAACCAGGUGCCUGGGGGAAGCCCGCAAGCAGGAACCGAGUGCAAGAACACUCUCCCCUCCUGAGGCUUCCGGCAACUGGUUUUCAGAAGCAUGCUGCCUCUGACUAGGGUGGCACAGCACAGCCAUCAUAGCUAGUAGCCAUUGAUAGCCCUGCCCUCCAUGAAUUUGUCUAAUCUUCUUUUAAAGCCAUCCAAGCUGGUGGCCAUUACUGCAUCUUGUGGGAGCAAAUUCCAUAGUUUAACUAUGCGCUGAGUAAAGAAGUACUUCCUUUUGUCUGUCCUGAAUCUUCCAACAUUCAGCUUCUUUGAAUGUCCACGAGUUCUAGUAUUAUGAGAGAGGGAGAAGAACUUUUCUCUAUCCACUUUCUCAAUGCCAUGCAUAAUUUAUGCAUAUUGAUAUUAAUAUUGAUAUUUUGAAAGGAUAUAUUGAUAAAUUCAAGGAAAUAAUGAUAACAAUAUUGAUAUUCAUAUCAAUAUUUUAGAUGCAACUUUAAAAAAAAAAUCCAUUUCCAAAAAUAACAGGAGAAAAUCGCUACCUAAAAAUCCAACCCACAACGAUAUAAAGUAAGCAAAUUAAUGGAAGAUUCGGUACCAAAUCUGAAUUGUGCGGAAUUCUAGCACAUCCUACACCGUACCCAAUACUCUGUAAGCCCCGGAUGUUUAAAGAUCCUUGUCAGGCAGCUCUAUACUUUUUUCCUUCUUGUUUUGUUUUAGAAGUUUGCCUUUUUAGUUUACAAAUGUUUAUUCUUCUGUGUAACUAGAGAGUCCCUGAAGUAUGUAGAAACCCCUAGGUUAUUUUGGGGCAUUCUUUCAUUUUUAAAUUGUGAUAGACACCCAAAUUUGUCAUUAGAGAGAAUGAUGCAGGGCUGGAUACAGGUGAAAGGGAGUUACAGGCUGAGCAAAGUUUUGUUCAUUUGAUAUUCUGCAUCAUUUUGCCUGAGAUGAGAUUUGAAUCUCAAGCAAGUACUAGCAGAAUAAUUCUUCAGCUAAUUCCUGUGUGUAAAGGGGUACAAACAAGGGAAAAUAAGUUUGGAUCAUACUUAUUGUGUAUGAGUACCACCACCACCCUAAAAAAUUCUAUUUAUUUGAACAUGUCUCAGCUUGGUAUGGCAGGGUGGGGGCAGAAGCAUAUUUUGAAUUGAGUGCUAUAACACUAACACUGCCAAAAGAAAAAAAAAUCAGAAGAGAUCCUCAUCUAUGCAUUUAGCAGAAUGCACUCUUAUCACUUCAGACUCCUGCAGGAUCUCUCAUUUAAACCAGGGCUAAGGCAACUUCUGCCUGAAGCCUGAAUGUGAACCUUCAGGCCUCUCUGGCCAUCUCCCCGGGUGACAUCCCCUUUCUCUGGGCCAGAUCACUGGUUUGCAUCCUCAAGUGUUUUUUGCUUGGCUAGAAUAUGUCCUUGAACUCAGAUAAUGCCUCUUGCAACUUUUUUUUUUUUUAAGAGCUGUAAAUGGAACCUUGGCUGCUCCGUUUUGGCCCAAGUGAAGGUUCCAAAUCCUCUUCAAGGGCAGCCCCAUGUAGAGUGUGUUGCAGUAGUCCAUCUUGAGAUCCCGGGGACUGAACCUACACCUUCUGUGUGCAAAGAAGAUGUUCUGCCCCUGAGCUACAGCCCCUCCACAUUUGAACAUAGGAAGCUAAUUGCCUUAUGCCGUAUCAGACCCUUUGUACAUCUAGCUCAGUGCUGUCUCUCUAGAGUGGCAGUGGUUCACCGGGGUUUCAGACAGGGACCUUUCCCAGUCUGACCUGGGGAUGCUGGGGAUGAAAUCUUCCACAUACAGGGCAUCUCCUCUGCUGCUCAGCUUUCUCGCAUGUUUGCUCUUGUCCCUUCUUACCCUUGCAACAACCCAGCAAGGUAGGUUAGGCCUGAGAGAGAGAGACUAGUCUAGGUAAGCAAACGGACCUAGCCUUGGUCCUGCACAGGAAAACAGGAAGCAGCCUUAUAUCAAGACAGACUGUUGGUCUGUCGAGCUUAGUAUUGUCCGCACUGGCUGGCAGCUGUUCUCUGAGGUUUCUGGCAGGCGUCUCUCCCACCCCUGCUUGGAGAUGCUGGGGAUUGAACCUGGGACAUUCUGCACGCUAGGAAGAUGCUCUGCCACUGACCUGCAGCCUUUCCUUGUGCUGUCCACAACAGCACAAUGGCAUUGCAAUAGGCAGCGGUGUGUGUGUGUGUGAGUGAGAGAGAGAGAGAGAGACUGCUGAUUGCCUGUCUUUCUGCUUUUUGAGGAUGGGGAAGAGGGAAGAGGUAUGCACCAUCUCCCCUCUGCAUGCAUGCACACGUGCACGCAUGCCCCCCCCCAAAUCCUCCCUUCUCUGCUAUUUCUGCAAAUACCAUUUCUUCUUCUUUGUCUCUCCCUCCUCCCCACCCCACCCCCCGGCUGUCUCCAAACUUGCCCCAUUUCUAAAACUGCCUUUUCUGGUUUCCACCACAUCAUCAGUUCUGGCUUUAUGUUGAUCCAGGCUCCCCUCUUUGCUUUUUCAGACCCAAACACAGGUCUUUGUGCAUUAAGCAAGGGAACAGAGCAAGCGAAGAUGAUUCAUGCUAUCUUUUAAAUCCAAACACCUAUCUUUGUAUUUGCUCAUCUCCCCGCCCAGCAUGGAAACAACACCCUGCCUUUGCUGUUGGUCUUCAUAUCGGUUUUAGAAUGCUCUUACUUGAAUAGCUCCAGCUGGCCUGGGAGGGCCUCAGUCAACUUUGCAUGCUGUGUGCAACCACAUCCUAACGGCCACUGUUUUUCUUUAAAGAGAAACUGGGGUGUGGUUUUGGGGGGACAUUUCAAACUGGGAAAGUAUGUGGGGGAAGAAUAACUUAGUUACCUCUUUUCCCACCACCAGCUUCAUCUCCACAGAGUUCCAAAUGCGUGUCGCUCUAAAAGAAAGAUCCCUGUGGAAAAUAUUUGUCAGGGUUUAGUUUCAGGAAGAACUUUGUUAUACCUGCUUUUGCUGUUUGAUAACGAAAACUUUGUGAGUUUUUGUUUUGGCGCUGGUGGCCAGAGCUAAACUUGUGGCUCAACUCUAAAUGUAUGUUUUGCUUUCUGCUUUGUGAUGCCUUACAGCUAAAUUAUCUACGCUUCUGUAUUACGCUGCAAUUAUUAUUAUUUUUCAGUUCCAACGGCAAAAAAGCAGCAAUCUAGGCCUGUGAUCUUGGCAACACUGACAAAUGAAAUAAUGUUCGCUUUGUCUUUGCAAA